AUGCCGAUCCCGCCGACCGACGAUGACCGCCAGCGGCGCAUCAUCCAGUUCGCCGAGGAAUGGGGCCUCGAGCCUCCGCCGUCUCCGUCGCCGCUGACCCGGCCGGAGAGCCCCCCAAGCUUCCGGACCUCGGAGGACGACUUCAAGGCCGAGGAGCUGCUGAAGCGGAAGCAAAUGUCUCACGGCCGCACCGAAUCCACCACGAACCUGCGCCGCGCCUUUACCUCCAAGAAGAAGACUUGGGACUACAAGCUCGUCUUCGACGCCCUUGACAAGCAUGUCGCCGACUGCGGAUCCCCCGGCGUCGCCGAGGCCCUUAUCGCCCUGCUCGUCUCCUCCGGCGGCGACUUCAACAUGGCCCAAAAGGCCAAGACCAGUAUCUUGCCCCGCCGCAAGAGCCUCGACAGCUUCGGCGAGCGCAGCAAGCUAUUGCAGCACGCCAUCCACAACGGCCAGACCGAUAUGAUCCGCGUGCUACUGCCUCACGCCGACGCCUUCGCCCUCGACGCCUCACUACCCCUAGCCAUGCACUCCGAGAAUGUCGAGGUCGUCGAGCUCCUCCUCCGCUAUGGCGCCGGUGUAGCCCGCAGCUCCGAGGCCCAGGAUGCUUUCCGUCAAGCGUGCGCGUUGGGCGGCCAGGCCCAGCUCGUCGGCACGGUUCUGCGAUCCGACGGCCGGCCGCCGACUGCCUGGCUCUCCCAGUGCAUGGUGGACGCAACAAAAGCUGGUUGCCUGGAGACCGUCCUGCAGCUCAGUCGAUCCCACGCCGAUGGCGAUUACAAUCAAGCCGAAGCACUCAAAGUCGCCAUCGGCCAGGGCCGCCACGACAUCGCGCUCGCCAUUAUCAUGGGCAACCACCCGCCGAAGCGCCCCGGUCUGGACGAGGCCUUCUCGCAGUUGCUGGACCACCCUUCCAUGAACCCCAGAGACAAGCUUGCUGUCGCGGAGCUGCUGCUCUGUGCCGGGACCGACGGCGACGCGCCCGCCAUGGCCCUGAUCCACGCCGCAGCAGCCGAGUUCCACGACAUGGUCGGUCUUUUGGUCUCGUACGGCGUGUCCAUCGAGUACCAAGAUGCCAUGGCUAUUAGGAAAGCGAUUCAGAACGGACGAGUAGAUGUUGCAUACACGAUACUGAGCGGCACCUCGGAGCUCAGUGCGACGCAUGCCUCGGAAUGUGUUGAGCUCAUUCCAAAGAACAUGGCAGUGGAAAGCAGGCGUUUAUUACUAGACUUACUAUUACGAAGAGGCGCAAGUGGAACCGCGCUACACGAUAUGCUCAUUGAGGCGGCGGAAGCGGGCGACCUUGAAUCGGCCAAACUACUACUCACGCCUGUAUACCCGGGCGGCCGGCCGAUUUCCGAGCAUGAUGUGAAAAAGGGGCCCAGGUCGAUGGUCUACGACCGCCAUCAAACGGCAUCCGUCGACCACAAGGGCGGUCUGGCUCUACAGAUCGCCGUCAUGAGGAGCGACGUGCCCAUGACGAAAGAGAUGCUCAUGAGCAAGCCGUCCAGCGAGACCCUGGCCCAGAUCUUCCCUCUUACCAAAACGUUGUCUCGCCAAAACCGCUAUCGCAUGGUCGAGUGUUUCCUCACGAGCGGCCUGGCCGGUGCCAUUGUUCAUGACGCACUGCAAGAAGCCAUUGAUGAGGAGCCGCCACUUCGGGACGAGGAGCUCAUUGGAUUGUUCCUGAGGUACGACACCGACAUCAACACGAACGAAGGCUCGGCGUUGGUCGCGGCGGUGGCGCAAAAGGACGUAAGGCUUCUGAAUGCGCUGCUCAAGAAGAACGUCACGCCUCAGACUGCUGCUAGCGUGCUACCCAGGAUCAUCGGGACCCAGGAUGCAAAGGCGAGGUUGGACAUGGCAACUCUAUUACUGGCGUCGGUACCGGAUCUCGACUCGUCCAAGGUCUCUCAAGCAUUGCUCAACGCGUUAAACUAUCGGCCGGCAGAUCUGAAGCUCCUGCAGGUGUUGCUAGUCCACAAAGCCGAUGUCAACGUCGACAACGGCAUCGUCAUGGCAUCAGCAAUACACAGUCACGAUCCUCCAGUCCUAGAAACACUACUAACGCACGGCAAACCAACGCCCGCCACCGUCAGCCGGGCCAUCAACGAGUUUGGGCAGCUGAUAUUCUCAGACACUAAGACGGAAAAGCUACAGAUAUUAUUACAAAAGACCAGAGACAAAACCCCGUUCAAUGACGUACUCGUCAAGGAGGUCCACGCCUUGCUCCAGACGCUGCCCGAGCACCGACAACUGUCCAUCGUCAGGAUCCUCCUCGGGGCGGGUGCGGACGUCAAUUCUCACAAUGCCGCCGCCCUCUGUCACGCCGUGGCCGCGAGUGAUACGCAGAUCACCGAUCUCCUGUUUGCAGCCCGGCCGAGUCCGGCGUCACUGGCGUCGGCUUUGCCCCAUGCUCUGCGCAUCGCCGACCCGAUGGACCGGCUCGAGUUCUCGCAGAAGCUCCUCGACGCCGGUGCACCCAGUGCCGAGGCCAACAGGGCUUUAGGCUUUGCCAUCAAUACUUACACGGAAGACAUCCCCUUGCUCCGCACACUUUCAGCCAAGGCGGACACGAGCGACGGAGAGGCCCUUGUCGCGGCAGUGAAGAAGGAGCGCCCUGACAUUGUGCAGCUCGUUUUGCAGCGAAAGCACCCGGUUCCGAUGCUGAACAAUGCGUUUGCCGAGGCUGCACUGUUGUCUAACAGAGAGGCCAGGGCAUCGAUAUGCGAGGUUUUGUUGCACCACGGCGCGUCGGGGUCUGUUCUCUCCGAUGCCCUUCUUGCUGCGGCGGCCGACGGCGAUCUGGUCUUGGGCAAUCUUCUCGUGAGCAACGGUGCUCAGAUCGACGAGGAAGCCAUUGUCGAAGCAUGCCGUUCGGGUGCAGCAGAUGUUCUCAACAUGCUCCUGAGUGGCGGCACGACACCCAAGAAGUCUACGAUCGAAAAGGGAUUCCAAGCGGCAACCGAGGUAGGCAACCUCAAGACGCGUGCUGCCAUCCUGGAGCCGUUGCUGGUCUUCGGGGUCGAUGGCGAGGCCCUCCACGCACAGCUGGCGUCGUCGGUCCGGUUCGGCGAAGAUGGUGAUGACCUCGUCAAGAUCCUGCUGGAGGCCGGCGCGGACCCGAACCACAACAAGGGCGAGGCCAUAUGGGCGGCCACGAGGAGCGCCUACCUAGGCAGUCUGAAAAUGAUGUUGGGUCUGGCCGAUUCAGGCACGCGCCUGGUGAGUACGCCGUCGUCGAAUGGCUCGCCCGUGGGGACUAACAAGAAGAAGCAGCACAAGCCUUCGCCGUCAACUCUCAACAGGGCUCUGCGAGCCGCUUGGAAGCUAGGCCGUGAGGCUCGUUCCGCCACGAUCGAUAUGCUGUUCCGAGCGGGUCUUCCGGUAUCAGAUGACCUUCACGUCGUGCUCAACAACGCCGUCAACGAGGAGGAGAUCGACCUCAAAAUCAUCCGGCAGCUACUCCGAUACGGCGCGUCCCCGAUCGCCAACGACUGUCAGACCCUGGUCGAUGCUACGAGAAGGGCACUGGUGAAACCGCUCGCCUUCAUGUUGGAAUCCAAGAUCCUGUCCGAGGACCUCAACCUAGCCAUCAGGGAGGGCUUCACGACGGAGAACACCGAUCAGUGGUUCACGGAAGCCGGGUUCAGUAUCUUGCACAGCUUCCUGCAAAAGGGGGCCCACGGUGAUGGCCUGUCCUCUGUUCUCACCCAGGUCGUUGACCUGCCGUUGUCUGAAAGCGAGCCCGACAACCUCGCACUCGCAAACGGGUUCGUCGACGUCCUCCUCGACCACAAGGUCGACGUCAACUACGCCGAAGGAAAGCUGCUGCAGACCGCCGCCGCCGCCUGUAACUCUUUCCUGGUGAAGCGGCUACUCGAGAAGAAGCCGAACACGGAGUCGAUAUCGCGAUCCUUCUACCGCAUCUUCGACAACCCCGCCUCGGAAGACGAGGCAUUGGAGCUAAUCAACAUGUUUACCGAAUACGCCGACGGCGAGACGAGGCUGGACGUCAUAUACACGCCGCCCGAGUCGAUUCCCCUGCUGUUUCUCGCCGUGCAGCAGCACCCGCGGUCCAUCCGGGUCAUCAAGGCCCUGCUGGACGCCGGGUACUACUACGACCAGAUGAUGCCGUACAAGGUCAUGGAGGACCUCGAGGAGGAGCCCGUCACGCUCAUGAUGUGGGCUCUGCUGCAGCCGCAGAAGAAGGUCAGCAGCGGCAUCAUCCAGAUGCUCAUCGAGACGGGCGCCAAGGUCAACUUCGAAUCGCGGAUAUCGCAGAGCACGCCCCUCAUGCUGGCGAUCCGCAACCGUCGGCCGGACGUCGUCAAGAUGCUCCUGCUGGAGGGCGCCGAGGUGGAUGUGUGUGACGUGAAGGGGAACACUCCGCUGACGCUGUCGACCGAGAUUGGAGGGGAUACGGCCAUCAAGAUGAUGUCGAACCUCCUGGCCGCCGGGGCUUCGCGGAACGACGGCUCACUGCACAACUCGGCGCGCGAACUCAACCUGGCAGCCUGUCAGGUCCUGGUGCAAUACGGACACGAGCCCGACUUCCCCAGCACGCUCCACGAGGGUCGGAGCGCGCUGGGCGAGCUGUGCCGACACUGCGCAGAUUCGGGCGAGCUCACGGCGGCGCGCCAGAAGUUGAUGGAACGGGUCAUCAACUUCCUCAUCGAGGCCGGCUCCGACAUCACGCUCCGGUCCGAGGGUAAGUCGGUGCUCCUGCUCGCGCUGGAAUCCCGUGAUCCCGUCGUCACCAGCCGCACGCUCCUCAAGGCGGGCAUGUGGAAGCACAUCAACAAGAAGUUCAACCACUUCUCGGACGGCAAGAUGACGUACUCCCCGACCAUGUACGUGACACACGUGCUCCCCAAGUCGGACCACAAAGAGGCGCUCAUCAAGCUGCUCCGGGCCAACCGCGCCGAUGACGUGUACUACGCCAACAUGGGCCCGCAGCCCGAGGGCGCGGUCGGCAUGCCCGAGGACGUCGAGAUGCAGGAGCGCAACCGGCGGGCGCGGCUCGACCGCAUCAACCUCGAGCAGGAGGACCACGUGCUCUCGAUUGCGCGGAACCAGGAGCUCGCGACGGUGCAGGCGCAGAUCUGGUCGACGCAGGCGGAGCUCGAGGACUCGCGGCGCAAGCGGGUGCAGCAGGACGAGCUCGUGGCGCUCAACGAGCGGGCGCGGGCGGAAGAGGACCUUUUCGCGGCGGCGAUGCGGCGGAAGCGCAACGAGCGCAGCGCGGACCUCGAACACCAGGCGGCGCUGACGGAGGCGAGCAUCACGCGCGCGCGGGCGCUGGAGCUGGCAGAGUCCGAGGUGACAAUGGCACGGCAGGGCAUGAUGCUCGAGUGGGAGAAGCAGAUGGCAACGGAGAAGGUGGACCACGCCAAGGCCCUCAGCGCGAUCCGCGUCGCCGAGCGCGAGGACGUCGAUCGCAUGGACCGGGACCAGGAGGAGCGCUUCCGGGCGCGGCUGGCAGAGCAGAGGAGGCUCGUCGACGGGCAGAACCAGCUCGCGAGCCAGCUCGCCGGGGCCGGCGUCAACGGGAGGCGGCAGGUUGGGUAUAUCACAGGGGAGAUUAAUUGA
Molecule: messenger RNA, 5592 nt
Organism: Colletotrichum higginsianum IMI 349063
Lineage: Eukaryota; Fungi; Ascomycota; Sordariomycetes; Glomerellales; Glomerellaceae
Product: Ankyrin repeat containing protein
Exons: 2
Coding region: 1-5592 (1863 amino acids)
Molecular function (GO): protein binding
Source: RefSeq, a predicted model, not a curated record